AUGUCAUCGCAACACGUUGUUUUUACCUUUGCUGGCCAGGGAUAUCCUCCAGUCGAAGCAGCUCGUGAUCUGUACCGAACAUCGCCGGUCUUCCGAAACGCGAUAGAGGACGUACAGAAUACGAUUGACAAUCUUCUGCAGGAGCAAGCGAUUCAGAGCGGCCAUCACAUACCCUUGACGGAGUACCUGGAGGAAGAUGAGAUUCGUCCGCCAUAUGCGACUUCCUUCGAUCGACCUUUGAAGACGGAGGAGCAUUCGCUUCCUCCAUCAGAGACAGUGGUCAUCCUGGCGGCGCAAUAUGCCUUGGGCAAAAUGCUUCAGUCGUGGGGCAUUAUACCUCGCAGCGUCAUGGCCUACUCACUCGGCGAGCUUGUGGCCGGCACAUUCACUGGUUCUUAUACCUUACCUGCAGUGUUGAAGCUACUUGCACGCCGGGAAUCUUUGUUUGCCGAUCGUUCUUUGAUACCGCAGAAAGGUGCCCUAGCGCUGGUUCAUACCGAUGGCGAUAGUGUCAAGGAAGUUCUUGCCAAAGAAGGUCUGCUAGGGACAGUAGACAUCGCUGGCUUUUCCAACCCAGUCACGACCUGUCUCGCAGGCAACGCAGAGCCCAUGGAGAUUGCUCUCGAGAAGUUCGAUGCGGCCGAGAUCGGCGUCAGGCGCGUCAAGCUGGAAGUUGGAAUGCACGUCCAAGCUUUGGCAGAUCACGUUCGCUCAAGUCCCACAAUCUUUCCCCUGGCGGACUCGAAGGAUUGUAAAGUUGUCCCUGGAAUUGAUCAUUGGUCCUCGCUAGGGUUCCAGAUACCGACUGGCUCUCCGCUCAAUGCGAACCAUUAUGCUACAAUCUUGCGUCGACCAUUGCGUUACAAAGAAUGCAUCGAGGGGAUAUACCAAAAGCAUAUGAAAGAACGACCUGAGCAGGAGUUGGCGUUCAUCGACAUGGGCAUGGGGCCAGGCCAGCUGUACAAAUCCAUCAUGUUCACGUUGAAAGACACUCCAGGCUGGCAACAAGGAAAGGUCAGGGCGAUUGCCAGCAUUGAUCCAGUCGAGGCAGGCGAUGCGAAAUCCAAGCUUGGUUGGGCAGCGUCACAGCUGGAAACCAAUCUUCGGAAGGCGAAUGUGAUGAUGCAAGUUCGGCAGCCAACACAA
This is a messenger RNA of Aureobasidium musti, 1146 nucleotides long. NCBI's taxonomy places the organism in Eukaryota, Fungi, Ascomycota, Dothideomycetes, Dothideales, Saccotheciaceae. The record is from the annotation of a GenBank genome assembly.